Molecule: messenger RNA, 1289 nt
Organism: Anopheles gambiae (African malaria mosquito)
Lineage: Eukaryota; Metazoa; Arthropoda; Insecta; Diptera; Culicidae
Product: ninjurin-2
Exons: 3
Coding region: 572-1051 (159 amino acids)
Biological process (GO): cell adhesion; tissue regeneration
Cellular component (GO): membrane
Source: RefSeq, a predicted model, not a curated record
GAAUGCAAUACUUUUCCACUCCAAUCCCUUUAGAUACGUAGUAGCACAUGUGUCCCUGCGUGCCUUGCCACUGUUUAAAACACGCAAAAAUCUCUCGCCUCAGCGAAGCUACGGCCAAAUCCCCCUUUAGUUCCCGAAUGCACGCAUCGCAUUCUGUAAGGUUACAUUAACUACACCCAACGUCAUCCAAGACACGGGAACCCUCGGGGGUCUACGUUGUCACCCCAGCGAACCAAACGUAGUCGUUAGCGUGCAAUUUUUGCGUUUUACACCACACACAUACACACCUCCUCCUUUUAAGUUUCCUUUGCUCUCGGUGUGUGUGUGUGUGUGUGUGUUGUCACCAAAAAUCGGAAAGUGACGGUAAUCCCUUCAACGUUUACUGUUUUCCCAUUCGAGCGAAUCGAGGUUGGCCGUGCCCGGUCCCCUCUGCCCGGGAAACGAUGCCUGGGUUACUGUUGCUUUUCCCCUUAGUUCACGUUGACGCCAUAGCAGGCAGUGCUGUGCUGUAGCCGGGUGCGAUACCGCGAUAAAGUACUUUUCCACUUUUAAUUGGCACCGAUCAAACUGGAUGGGUGCAAGCGGACUGUUUGCACGGCCCAAUGCCCUCAAAUCCAUGGAUGCUAAUCGGUACGCGACGAAGAAAACCAUCGCCCAGGGCAUGCUGGACAUUGCGCUGCUAACGGCCAACGCAUCGCAGCUGAAGUACAUCCUGCAGGUGGGCGAAAAGCACGAGUUCUACGGUCUGAUGCUGACGCUAAUCAGCAUCUCGAUCAUACUGCAGAUGCUUGUCGGCAUACUGUUUGUGGUGAUCGGUAGCUUAAACAUCAACCGCAAACCGGACCAAACGGCCGCCAUCGUACUGAACGAUGUUAUCCUGGUGCUCAUAUUUGUCAUCUCGCUGAUCAAUGUCAUCAUAUCCGGGUUCGGUAUUGAGUACUCGUCGCAACCACUCCGGUUGCUGGAGCGCGUCGAAUCGUCACCAUCCGCCACUGCUGCAACACUCACUGCUGCGGCCAAACCCUCGGUGGCUUCAUUCUUGUUGAAGUAGCAGCAAUCCCUAUCCUUUUUUCCCCUCUCCAAACCUGAACACUAAUUUGCUGUAACGCCCCUAGCAUACUAACUAGCUGCUUUACUAAUUGGUUGGUACAGGUUUCGGCUGCAAUGCUGGCCGUCAUACUAACCCUGGUCAAUCUGCACGGCGGUGAGGUACAGCGGAAGGUGGCCAACAUACUGAACCACUUCUCGCUCGGGUUCGUCGUGGUGGCCCUGUUUUGCGAUGUCAUAAA